CCGGCGGGCCGGGCCAUGCAGCGCUCCCGGGCGGCCGCGGACGAGGCGGCCCUGCUCCUGGCCGGGCUGGCCCUGCGGGAGCUGGAGCCCGGGGGCUGCUCUCCGGGUCGGGGGCGGCGGGGACCGCGGCCUGGGCCUGGAGACGAGGCGGCGCCCGCGCUGGGCCGCAGAGGGAAGGGCGGCGGCGGCCCCGAGGCCGGGGCGGACGGACUGAGCCGCGGGGAGCGGGGUCCCCGGCGCGCGGUGGCCCCGGAGGUCAGCGCGCAGCCUGCGGGCAGCCCACGGGCCAGCCUGGCGGGGUCCGACGGCGGCGGCGGCGGCGGCAGCGCCCGUUCCAGCGGCAUCAGCCUGGGCUACGACCAGCGCCACGGCAGCCCGCGCUCCGGCCGCUCGGACCCGCGCCCCGGCCCCGGGCCGCCGUCGGUGGGCAGCGCCCGCUCCAGCGUGUCCAGCCUCGGCUCCCGGGGCUCGGCCGGCGCCUAUGCUGACCUCCUCCCGCCCGGCGCCUGCCCCGCGCCCGCUCGCUCCCCGGAGCCUGCGGGGCCAGCCCCCUUCCCGCUGCCUGCGCUCCCGCUGCCCCCGGGCCGGGAGGGCGGCCCAAGCGCGGCCGAGCGGCGGCUGGAGGCGCUUACCCGGGAGCUGGAGCGGGCGCUCGAGGCGCGCACGGCACGGGACUACUUCGGCAUUUGCAUCAAGUGUGGGCUUGGCAUCUACGGAGCCCAGCAGGCGUGCCAGGCAAUGGGGAGUCUUUAUCACACCGACUGCUUCACCUGCGACUCGUGUGGGAGACGACUCCGUGGGAAGGCGUUCUACAACGUGGGCGAGAAAGUGUACUGCCAGGAGGACUUCCUGUACUCCGGGUUCCAGCAGACGGCCGACAAGUGCAGCGUGUGUGGACAUCUCAUCAUGGAGAUGAUCCUGCAGGCCCUGGGCAAGUCCUACCACCCAGGCUGCUUCCGGUGCUCCGUGUGCAAUGAAUGCCUGGACGGGGUUCCCUUCACCGUGGACGUGGAGAACAACAUCUACUGCGUGCGAGACUAUCACACGGUUUUUGCACCAAAAUGCGCCUCCUGUGCCCGUCCUAUCCUCCCUGCACAGGGCUGUGAGACAACCAUCCGUGUGGUGUCCAUGGACAGAGACUACCACGUGGCAUGUUACCACUGUGAGGUCCCUGAAAGGCGACCGUCUUCCGGAGGAGAGCAGAUCGACUACCGUGUGUGUGUGCUGACAAAAAUUCAACCUCUGAGUCCUCAGCUUCUGACCCCGGGGUCAGGAGCUCUGGUGUGGAGUCUCAGCCAAAAAGGCCCAGCUUUGUCUUCCUAGAGUGUCCUACCUGGGAUGCAAGAUAAACCAAGGAAAAAGGGCACUCACUGGUGCCCGAAAAGAAACCAUCCUAUGAAUUCCCACUCCCACCACCACCACCAAGAGACAGGUACGUGAAUUCCUGGGGGCCGUGGGAUAUUGUCACCUCUGGAUAUUGGGGUUCGCGGAGAUUGCCAAGCCCCUGUACACUGCUACAGGAGGGAAUGACCCGCUAGUUUGGACAGACACAGAAGAACGGGCUUUUCAAAACCUGAAAAAGGCAUUAACUGAAGCCCCUGCUCUAGCCCUCCCGAAUAUCUCAAAGCUGUUUCACUUGUCUGUCCACGAAAGCCAGGGAGUUGCUAAAGGGGUGCUUACUCAGACUUUAGGACCCUGGAGACGCCUGGUAGCCUAUUUGUCUAAGAGGCUGGAUCCUGUGGCCUCUGGAUAAUCAAGUUGUCUGCAAGCCAUAGCGGCUACGGCAAACCUAGUCCAAGAGGCUAAGUUAAUUCUGGGCCGAAGUUUAACCCUUACGGCCCCUCAUACUGCAGUAUCAGGGUUUACUGUUAGAUCAGCCUUGUCUGACUUUCCUUCAAGAUGUCUCAAUCCAGCUACUCUACUCCCUGAUCCAGACUUCACUACUCCUGUCCAUGACUGUCAGGAACUACAGAAACUGGCCGACCUGAUCUCCAAGAUGCGCCCCUAAAGAAGGCGGACGCACGCCACCGUGUUUACAGACAGUAGCAGCUUCCUCCAGCAGGGGGUAUGAAAGGCUGGUGCAGCCGUUACCACGGAGACAGAUGUGCUAUGGGCCCAGGCUUUGCCAGCAAACAUCUCAGCACAAAAAGCGGAAUUGAUUGCCCUCACUCAGGCUCUCCGAUGGGGUAAGGAUAAAAGUAUUAACAUUUACACUGACAGCAGGUAAGCCUUUGCUACUGUACUGUGUACAUGGAGCCAUCUAUCAGGAACGCGGGCUACUUACCUCGGCAGGAAAGACUAUCAAAAACAAAGGAUAAAUUCUAGCUCUGCUUGAAGCCCUGUGGCUCCCCCAGCAGGUAGCUGUGAUCCACUGCAAAGGACAUCAAAGAGAAAACACGGCCGUUGCCCGUGGUAACCAGAAAGCUGACUCAGAGGCUUGGGACUCAGCCUGACUUCCAGUCACGCCUCUAAACUUACUACCCGCAGUAUCCUUUUCACAGCCAGAUCUGCUUGACAAUCCCACGUACUCAACAGAAGAAGAAAAACUGGCUUCAGAUCUCGGAGCCAAUAAAAAUCAAGAAGUUUCAGAGAGAAGUUCUCACUCCUGCUUGGAAGGUACCACACACACACUGUCAUCCUCACCACGCCAACGGCUCUGAAGGUGGACGGCAUUCCUGCUUGGAUUCAUCACUCCCGCAUCAGACAGGCCAACAGAGCCCAACUAGAAACAUGGGUCCUCAAGCCUGGGUCAGGCCCCUUGAAACUGCGCCUAAGUCGGGUGAAGCUCUUAGAUUAAUUCUUUUUAUUUACCUCUCUUGUUUGUUUUUGCCUAUCAUGUCCUCUGUGCCUUCCUAUUCCUUUCUCCUCACCUCUUUCACGACAGGACGUGUAUUUGCAAACACUACUUGGAGGGCAGGUACCUCCAAGGAUGUCUCCCUUGCAGUUGAUUUAUGUGUGCUGUUUCCAGAACCAGCCCGCACCCAGGAAGAGCAAUGCAAUCUGCCGGUCACAGGGGCGGGAAGUGUCGACCUUGCGGCAGGAUUUGGACACUCUGGGAGCCAGACUGGAUGUGGAAGCUCCAGAGGUGCAGAAAAAGGACUCCAAAAUAUUGACUUUUAUCUCUGUCCUGGAAAUCACCCUGACUCUAGCUGUCGAGAUACUUACCAGUUUUUCUGCCCUGAUUGGACAUGUGUAACUUUAGCCACUUACUCUGGAGGAUCAACCCGAUCUUCAACUCUUUCCAUAAGUCGUGCUUCUCGUCCUAGAUUGUGUACUAGAAAAAAUUGUAAUCCUCUUACUAUAACUGUCCAUGACCCUAAUUCAGCUCAAUGGUAUUACGGCAUGUCAUGGGGAUUAAGACUUUAUAUCCCAGGAUUUGAUAUUGGGACUAUGUUCACCAUCCAAAAGAAAAUUCUGGUCUCAGGGAGCCCUCCUAAGCCAAUCGGGCCAUUAACUGAUCUAGGUGACCCUGUGUUCCAAAAGCACCCUGACAAAGUUGAUUUAACUGUUCCACCGCCAUUCUUAGUUCCUAAACCCCAGCUAAAACGACAACAUUUUCAACCCAGCCUGAUGUCUAUACUAGGCAGAGUACAUCACCUCCUUAACCUCACCCAGCCUAAACUAGCUUAAGAUUGCUGGCUAUGUUUAAAAGCAAAGCCCCCGUUUUAUGUAGGAUUAGGAGUAGAAGCCACACUUAAACAUGGCCCUCUAUCCUGUCGUGCACGACCCCGUGCUCUCACACUAGGAGAUGUGUCUGGAAAUGCUUCGUGUCUAAUUAGUAUUGGGUAUAACUUAUCUGCUUCUCCUUUUCAGGCUGCUUGUAAUCAGUCCCUGCUUACUUCCAUAAGCACCUCAGUCUCUUACCAAGCGCCUAACAAUACCUGGUUGGCCUGCACCUCAGGUCUCACUCGCUGCAUUAACGGGACUGAACCAGGACCUCUCCUGUGCGUGUUAGUUCAUGUACUUCCCGAAGUAUACGUGUACAGUGGACCAGAAGGACAAGUUCUCAUCGCUCCCCCUGAGUUACAUCCCAGGUUCCACCACGCCACCCCGCUCCUAGUUCCCCUCUUGGCUGGCCUUAGCAUAGCCCGAUCAGCAGCUAUCAGUAUGGCUGCCUUGGUUCAAGGGGAAACUGGACUAAUGUCCCUGUCUCAACAGGUAGAUUCUGAUUUAAGUAACCUCCGGUCUGCCAUAGAUAUACUACAUUCCCAGGUAGAGUCUCUGGCUGAAGUAGUUCUUCAAAACCGCCAAGGCUUGGAUCUGCUAUUCCUCUCUCAAGGAGGUUUAUGCGCAGAUCUGGGAGACAGUUGUUGCUUCUAUGCCAAUCAAUCUGGAGUCGUAAAAGAUACUCUUCAAAAGGUCCGAGAAAAUCUGGAUAGAUGUCAGCAAGAACGAGAAAAUAACAUCCCCUGGUAUCAAAGCAUGUUCAUCUGUAACCCAUGGCUAACUACUUUAAUCACUGCGUUAGCCGGACCCCUCCUCAUCCUACUGUUAAGCUUAAUUUUUGGGCCUUGUAUAUUAAAUUGGUUUGUUAACUUUGCAAAGCAACGCACAGCUUCUGUCAAACUUAUGUGUCUUAAAACUCAAUAUGACCCCCUUGUUAUAACUGAGGAAUCAAUGAUUUGAUUCCCCCAAAAACACAAGUGGGGAAUAUAAUACCUAACCUUGCUUUUUUACUAACUUUGUUUUUAGACUUUCCCUUUCUCCCUUAAUCUCCUAGCCUUGUUUCCACAUGAAUAAGCUCUCCCUUAGCUGAGAAAGCCGGACGAACUCCAUUUGGCUGUGUCAUUGGCAAGGCUUCAGGGACUCCCCACCCACCCCCUUCCUCAAGGAGUUAACUUGUGUAAGCAGACUCUCAACAUAUCAGAGAGUCCAAUUAACUGAUAAGGUACUGAAGCAAGCAAAGUAUGAAGUUCCCAGGAUUUUGCUCAAGAGAUAACACCGUAAAGCCUUGAGUUUGUGUCUGGCAGAGCCCACGUAUAUAACAUCUUAUGAAAGAUUUAGAGCCCUUACACCUGGAAACUGUUUCUCUGUAAUCAUUUGUCUUUUUUUUUUUUUAAACUUUGUACAUGUUUUUACUUCUGUAGAAUUGUUAUUGCAACUGAGCUCCCCCUCCCCUUCCUAACCCGAAAUAUAAAAGAAAAUCAAGCCCCUUCCUAGGGGCCAAGAGAAUUUUGAGCAUUAGCCAUCUCUCGGCCGUCUCUCGGUCGCCGGCUAAUAAAGGACUCUUAAAUUUGUCUCAAA
Messenger RNA from Macaca mulatta (Rhesus monkey), 5244 nucleotides. The record is from RefSeq and is a predicted model, not a curated record. NCBI's taxonomy places the organism in Eukaryota, Metazoa, Chordata, Mammalia, Primates, Cercopithecidae.